AUGGAUAAAGGUAAUGUGUUAGAGUCGCUGGAGAGUAAUAUUCGGUUGUUGGAGAAAGAAGUCGAGAAGGUAGGCACUAGGAGGGACGAUGAAGCCCUGAGAUGUAAAGUACGAGAGUUGAUCGGAGAGACAACACAGACUGUUGAGCGGAGUCGGGAUGGAUUUCUAGGGGCCGGGAAGAGGGACAAGGAUUUCAAGUUUCUAGAGAGUGAACUGCGGCGGCUAUCCGCGGUGUUUCGUGUGCGAGAGGGUCAGAACCCCUUGAAGAUAAAUACAGAGACAGCUGUGGCCUCAACUACCAUGAACAGCAGCAAGAACUUGGAGAAUCAAGUGGCACUUGCAGAUGAGACUACCGAGAGAACGCCGUUGUUGCAUACAAAUACGCAACAGCAGCAUAUGCAUUUACAAGACCAGAUGGAACAAGGACUAAUCAAUGACGAUGAGCUUGAUUUCCAUACGAUUGUGCAGGAGGACCGGUCUCGGCAGAUAUCUCGCAUACACUCAUCGGUACAAGAGGUCAACGCAAUCUUUAAGCAACUCGGAACACUCGUUCGAGAACAAGGGACCCAAGUGGACACAGUGGAUGAAAAUAUCGCAAAUUUCGACAAUAAUAUGCACAGGGCAAACGAGCAAUUGAAUCGAGCCGAUGAGCAUCAACGUCAAAGAAAUAGGUGCGGACUAAUGACACUGAUAAUCAUCAUCGUGGUUGUAAUAAUAAUACUGGGUGCUUCAAGCUAA
Messenger RNA from Nakaseomyces glabratus, 738 nucleotides. It is a transcript of the gene VAM3, whose product is annotated as SNAP receptor VAM3. Gene Ontology annotation, biological process: vesicle fusion; Golgi to vacuole transport; intracellular protein transport. The record is from RefSeq and is a predicted model, not a curated record. NCBI's taxonomy places the organism in Eukaryota, Fungi, Ascomycota, Saccharomycetes, Saccharomycetales, Saccharomycetaceae. Gene Ontology annotation, molecular function: SNARE binding; SNAP receptor activity. Gene Ontology annotation, cellular component: membrane; SNARE complex; endomembrane system.